AUGCGCUCGAUUAACGCCAGACGGAUGGUAGCCGCAUUCCCAUACAAAUUCACCGCUUAUCGCAAAGGCGGCUUCUGGUAUCGUUAUCUAACUCUAUCGGCAAUCAGACAGGCAAGAAUGUUGAAAUUUUAUUGGAAUAGUGUUCGAUCCUGUGGAGUGCGAAAAGCAGCUUUCACGCAUGCUGACGCCUCGCACAAGGAUUUGGCGAAUUUCAGGCUGCAAGAACGCAUGAUCGCAUCAGAAAUGCUGGUGAAUAUUACUACUUGGAUUAAUAGAGGUCUCGGUGAUGAUGAUGACAAUGAUACUAAUGAUGCUGAUGAUAAUCGUGAUGCAUCUGGUGGCGAUGACGGUGGGAGGGCGGUGAAUGUGCUAGAAUUUGACCCAGGAGGAGGAACCAAUCGUGGAGUGCGGGCGAACGGAAGAGGAAGGAAGGGUGGAGUUUGUUGGGCCUCGUCGGUUGUCCUGGAGAAAUAA
Molecule: messenger RNA, 474 nt
Organism: Gongylonema pulchrum
Lineage: Eukaryota; Metazoa; Nematoda; Chromadorea; Rhabditida; Gongylonematidae
Source: the annotation of a GenBank genome assembly